This is a messenger RNA of Striga asiatica, 375 nucleotides long. The record is from the annotation of a GenBank genome assembly. NCBI's taxonomy places the organism in Eukaryota, Viridiplantae, Streptophyta, Magnoliopsida, Lamiales, Orobanchaceae.
CUGUGCACGCACAAAUUCGAUACACACACUGAGGAGAUCCGCCACCACCUCCAGCAGCAGAUCCCCGUCCGCCGCCACCAACCACCGCCCGUCUACACAACCUCGGCACUCCCGUCGCUGCCUGUCGACUGCCGUCUGCCGUCCGCCAGUCUCGCCACCGCCAGCCCAUCACUUUCCCACCACAAUCACCUACCAAUAUGUUUACAGCCUGAUCCUUUCCUUAAUGAGCUCACCAACAUGUUCGAACGGACCAGAGAGAAGGGUUCUGAGUGGGUUACUUUAAAACAUUGUUCCAGCAUCUGACAAGUCGAAGGUGAAAAGAAAUAAGAUGAAGUUGCUGGUGAGAUGAUUGAGUACAAGUGCCUCAUUCGAGCU